GGCCGCGUCAGUAGCCCGGCUCGCGCGCGCGGGACGGUCGUGUGUUGUCAUGCCAGCCCCCCGCGCCCCGCAUCCCCGCGAUCGAGUGUAGUGCCGCUAGUGACCCAGUGGUGGUGGCUUAUGUGGAGGAGCGGGAACACGCGAGCGCUCUGAACGCGUAAGUGUUGCGUAAACAAACCCGCAACUUCGCUAGAGAUGUUCCAAAGUUUGCGAAACUUCAUCUUUCAAACUUUAACUAUUACCCCCUGAACCCGUUUCAAACUCGCGGGAUAUCAAUUUUGCGCAGUGACAUAAACUUAGCAGACGGAUGUGGCCGAAUUGACUGCGUGAAUACGAAGGAUGUGAAGUGAUAAUGAGGUAGUUUCUCCGCCGUAUCUGCGAUCAACGGAUCAAAGGCGCGAUACCAUCGCAGUUCGGCGCUAGAAGACGCAACAUGUGCGCGCGCGCUUGGCGUCUACACGCGUUCACAGCCGCGCUCGUGUUCGCCGCGCAUCUCAUCAAAGUGUUGUCGUGUGGCGAGGCGGGAGGCGGCGCGGGCGCCGGUGCGGGCGCGGGCCGCGCGCGCCGCUACGUGGGGCUCUACACCGGCCCUUACUUCGACCCCGCCGCGCCUAACAACAUCACAGCGCAACUGGGGACACACGCUUACCUACCCUGCAAGGUGCGGCAGCUGAGCAACAAAUCGGUGUCGUGGAUCCGGCGACGCGACGCGCACAUCCUCACCGUGGACCGCUUCACGUUUAUCGCGGACGAACGCUUCCAGGCCUUCCUCGUCGAGGCUACCGACACCUGGACGCUGCAGGUGAAAUACGUGCAGGCGCGCGACGCAGGCGUGUACGAGUGCCAGGUCGGCACGGAGCCCAAGAUGAGUCACUUCGUGCAGCUCAACGUCGUCGUGCCGAAAAUCGAGAUCGCGGGCGAAGCCGAAGUGUUCGUGCGCGCCGGCAGCACCGUGCGCGUGACGUGCGUCAUCACGCAAGCGCUGGAGGAGCCCGCCUACAUCUUCUGGUACCACAACGGCGCCCGCGUCCUGGACUACGACCGCAGCGCCCGCGACAUACGCAUGGAGCGCCGCGCGCCCGACACCACGGUGGGCGACCUGGUGAUGUACAACACGCGGCGCGAGGACUCCGGCAACUACUCCUGCGCGCCCUCCAACCUGGACUCCGCCUCCGUCGUGCUCCACGUGCUCAGCGGCGAGCAACCGGCGGCGAUGCAGCACGGCAACGCGGCGGCGCUGCCGGCCGCGCUGCCCGCCCCGCCCGGCCGCCGCCUGCUGCUCGCCGCGGCGCUCGCGCUGCUGCUGCCAAUAUUCUGUCACGACGAAGAGCGCGAGCCGCACGUGCGACACUAGCGGCGCCCGCCGGCGCUCGCGGCGCGCCGCACUGCAGGCGCCCGGCGCUAGGAGGCCCGCACUGCCACCGCCCGCCGCGACGGCGCCCGGCGCUAGGAGGCCCGCGUCGACUGCGCCCCGCCUCGAGGCGCCGCGCCACACGUCCACUUACAUUACUUAUUGUACAUUUCGAUACUUCGAGGGUGUGAAAGUGAAAGGACGCUAUAGCUAUACCCUUGUACAUUGUACAUAUUACGUCUACUAUAUUAAUGAAGUAAUAUAAAUAUAACAGCCGCCGGGCCACCGGCAGACAUCGAACUUUACAUAUUUUCAGGAUUUGUUAACAGUACAAACUAAAGGAAUUGUGUUGCGUGUGUGGGUUAUUCACUCCGGCCCGCUCCCGUGACGUCACUGAAAACACCUGACCUGAUCACCCGGGGGGCUAGGAUGGGCGAGCUUUUCUGUCGUCGUAGCUGUCGCUUUCUGAUAAAUAUAAACAUGAGAGUGGCGCAAGACAUGAUAGUCGAUACAAUGCAACCCUUAAAUUAUAUUUCAUAAAAUCAUCGUAAAUUUUUCCUAGGUUCUCCAGGUGAUUGUGACAAAAUGUAUUGAUACCUUAGGUGUCUCAGUGACUGACAGUCAAGCAUAUAUGGACAGCCAUUUUAUUUUGACUCUGUGUAAAUAUAGUAAACAGUGAAGGGUCGACGGGCCGCAGUGGGCCGCCGUAGUCCUUUUGCGUACAAAAGCCCUGUAGUACCUUCUUUACUAAACUCCAACUUAAAGGUACUAACGAGCAUCUGGCCAGCUAAUCAUUCAAAAAUCAAUCAGUCAAGCUUUCAUUUUUAAGUUACGUCAUAACAUUGAUGUAGAUAAAAAAUAAGUAGUAAGCUGGCUUGAACUGUCUGAAAUGACGACGGCGGCGUCUUAUGUUCUUUACGUUAUCCCGGGUCGUAAGUAGCAGUUUACCGCAUGUUACGGCAGAAAAUUCUACUUACGAACCAAAGGCAAACGUAAAAUUGUAUACAAAUCACAAGCAUAAUAAAGAAAGCUUCAGAUCGCAAGAUCAUUCUGCUUGUAGUAAUACAUGCGUUCUGAAGCGUUCUUUGUUGCAAUGCCAGUAUGUAUGUAUUACCGUUAAACAGUGGAGUUUCGUUACACUGUUACUGCCUCACUUGUAAAUAAUUAAUGAUAAGGAUACGAAUAAAGAUGAGAUCGUUGAAACAUUCA
This is a messenger RNA of Cydia pomonella (codling moth), 2560 nucleotides long. RefSeq names its product hemicentin-2-like. The transcript is spliced from 10 exons. The coding region runs from base 434 to 1354 and encodes 306 amino acids. Gene Ontology annotation, cellular component: neuron projection membrane. The record is from RefSeq and is a predicted model, not a curated record. NCBI's taxonomy places the organism in Eukaryota, Metazoa, Arthropoda, Insecta, Lepidoptera, Tortricidae. Gene Ontology annotation, biological process: synapse organization.